Triplophysa dalaica is the source of this 5303-nucleotide messenger RNA. RefSeq names its product sorting nexin 33 (gene snx33). Gene Ontology annotation, cellular component: cytoplasmic vesicle; plasma membrane. Lineage: Eukaryota; Metazoa; Chordata; Actinopteri; Cypriniformes; Nemacheilidae. Gene Ontology annotation, molecular function: phosphatidylinositol binding; protein binding. The coding region runs from base 739 to 2403 and encodes 554 amino acids. The record is from RefSeq and is a predicted model, not a curated record. Gene Ontology annotation, biological process: mitotic cell cycle; protein transport; cleavage furrow formation. The transcript has 2 exons.
UGUUCGAUCGUCACGUCAUGGAAAGAGUUACUGCGUUCUGCUCAAAGUAAAGAAAUACUUCGAGAAAAACUUUAAUCUAUUGCCUGUUGAGUCUAAUCUCGAAGGGAAUAGCAUGAUCACACAUCUAUAAGGGCCGGAUCGGUGGAUUAUAAAGACGCUUCAGAUGUAGUUUUCUUUUGUGUACGGAACGCAAAGGAUGCGUUCAUUCCUCAUCUCCGUCUGGGACGGACGACGAGCUGUUGGGACAAUGUUUUCAUCUGGAAUUUAGUUCAGCCGAAGCAGCUGUGUGUGUUUGUGUAUCUUUCACUUUAAACGGAGUUUUGCGCCAUGCAAGAGGCAUAAAAAUCUUCCAUAAGGAUAACAAAACAGUGAAGUGCGUGUGUUUUGCCGGUGUGCGCUGGACUGUGUUUAUGGACUUAUGGGUUUAUUUUUUUGCGCCUGAAGAAGAGUUUGCAGUACAAUGGAAAGAGAUACAUUUUGUGAAAAUGGAGAAUAAUAAUCUAACAGCGAGUUGCAACAUGUUACACUUGAGUUACAAAUGUAGCAGAUGAGAUUAUAAACCUGUUUCUUAUUUCCUCAACGCUGACUUUUGGUAAAGUGCCCGAAUCUCUGACUUUGAACACAUUGACCGUAUUAACUGCUGUAUUGAGAUAAAACUGUUGACCAAUGAGCCUUGUAGCAUCCCUUUCGUUUACUUGUUGAUUCUUGCCCCCUUUUUUGUGUCACAAAGUUUUAAGGAUGUCCCUGAAAGCCAAAGCCCUCUACACUUUCCAAAGUGAGAACAAGGAAGAGAUCAGCAUACUGGAGAACGAGGAGCUUGUGAUUUUUGACGAGAAGUCUAUGGACGGCUGGCUACAAGGAGAAAACAGCAAAGGAGAGCGAGGACUCUUCCCCGCCUCGUACGUCCACAUCGUCCGGAGCCGCUCCGGGUCCAACUUAACCGAUCAGUCCUUCAGCUCACCCGGAAGUUCACCCGGUAAAGAUCACUCGUACAUCAGCACGCAGUCCGCGACCCUCCCCAGCGACGACGAUGACGAUUGGGACGACUGGGAUGACAGCUCCACGGUGGUCGACGAUGAAGAUCCACGAAGGGGCGUGGGUGCCAACGGGCAUUCCCACCAAAGCCAGUAUUCCAACCCGAACGUCCACUACCGGGCAAAGCCGUACAUUGAGCGUCAAGACAGCAUGUCCAGCAACAGGAAGGGCAGCAUGGUGGGCAGGAACCUGAACCGAUUCUCCAGCUUCGUGCGGUCGGGUGUGGAGGCCUUCAUACUCGGUGACGUGCCCAUGAUGGCUAAGAUUGCCGAGUCUUACAGUAUAGAGAUGGGACUCCGGGGUCCCCAAUGGAAGGAGAGCCCACAGCCCUUCUCCUGCUCCGUCGAAGACCCCACGAAACAGACGAAGUUUAAGGGCAUUAAGACCUACAUCUCGUACCGCGUGACCCCCAGUGACACCGGCAGGCCAGUAUACCGCCGCUACAAGCACUUCGACUGGCUGUACAACAGACUACUGCAUAAGUUCACCGUCAUCUCCGUACCCCACCUCCCCGAGAAGCAGGCCACGGGUCGGUUCGAGGAGGACUUCAUCGAGAAGAGGAAGCGGAGGCUCAUCUUAUGGAUGAACCACAUGACCAGCCACCCCGUUCUGUCCCAGUAUGAGGGUUUCGAGCACUUCCUCAUGUGCGCAGAUGAUAAACAAUGGAAGCUCGGGAAGAGGAGAGCCGAGAAGGACGAGAUGGUCGGCGCUCAUUUCAUGCUCACGUUUCAGAUUCCCAACGAUUAUCAGGACCUUCAGGAUGUCGAGGAGCGCAUCGACUCCUUCAAGUCGUUCGCCAAAAAGAUGGACGACAGCGUGCUGCAGCUCACCAACGUCGCUUCCGAACUGGUUCGGAAACACCUCGGAGGUUUCCGGAAGGAGUUCCAGAGGCUUGGGAAUGCCUUUCAGUCCAUCAGCCAGUCAUUUCAGCUGGACCCGCCGUACAACUCGGACGCCCUGACCAACGCCAUCUCUCACACCGGACGCACCUACGAGAACAUUGGGGAGAUGUUCGCGGAGCAGCCCAAGGAUGAUCUAUUUCACAUGCUGGAUAAACUGUCGCUGUACCAGGGCCUGCUGUCUAACUUUCCCGAUAUCAUCCACCUGCAAAAAGGUGCUUUUGCAAAGGUGAAGGAAUCCCAGCGAAUGAGCGACGAAGGCAAGAUGGACCAAGCGGAAGCCGAUGGCAUCCGUAAACGCUGCAGGACCGUAGGUUUCGCCCUGCAGGCGGAGAUGAAUCACUUCCAUGAGCGCAGGGAUGUGGAUUUUAAAGAGAUGAUGCAGGCGUACCUCCGCCAACAAAUCCUCUUCUAUCAGCGGGUGGGUCAGCAGUUAGAGAGAACCCUACACAUGUACGAUAACCUCUAGAGCCUUUGGUAAUGGAGAAAUGACACUCCUGUGGACGGAUAUGAAUGAGUUCUUUUACUCUAAAAGUCGGACGUUUUGUUUUGCAAAAGAAACUGGACAUUUCUGCUUCUGCACUUAAAAAUGUCACUUUUAACCCCAGGAACCAACCAUAUAGUUGCCUUUGAUACACCACAGGUUAAUAAUGUAUCUUUGAGUUUACGAUGAAAUUUAUUUAAAUUGCUCAUAGAAUAUUGUUGCAAUGUUACACUAAUAUCGAGUCAGGUGUGCGAGUGACGUUACCUGUGUGUUGGCAGGUACGGAUGCUAAUCAGACUCCAAAAACGCUUCUGUCAUAUUGAAAUAAAAACACGGCUUGCUGUUGCAUCGGCUAGCAGUGACAGUAAUACUGCGGUUUGCUUAUCGACUACGCUAGUUUGUUGUAAAACUAGCGUAUCAUGCGGUUUUGUUUACACAAAUACUUCCCAGAAUACAUCGUUUUUGUAAAAAAAAGCAAAUUAUGAAAAAAAUUAUGUAUCCAACCUAGAAACAUAGCAUAGUAGCACUGUCGUAAAAUUCAAGAAUGAAUGAAAUCGUAUUGUUUUAAAUGGCCAAUCCACAUAUCCUGAUAGCAGACAUACAUCUGGGAGACGUCUAUUUGACAUCUGUGGUUACAUCUGCAAGACAUAAUUUUUUCUUCGCUCAUCGUCAAUACGUCUCUGAGAUGUCUCCUGUCGGAUGUCAUAUAAACAUCUUAAAGAUGUCUGAAAGAUGUUUAUGAUUUAGAAUGUAUGUAAAACUGCAUGUUUCUAAGACGUCUAUCAGAUGUUUUUACACAGCAGAUGUUUUUCAGAUCUUUAGCAGACAUCUUACAGACGUACCUGUGCUAUCCGGGUUGGGUAGCUGUAUAUUAAACACAAACUAUUGUCUGUGAUUGUGUCACUCUGCACAGGAUUUUACAGUGAUGAUAGAGAAACUGCUUGACACUCCAAAGUGUGCGUUCGCGCAAAGUUUGUGUAAAUUUUGAGUUGAGAAGUUUGAAGAUCUUUCAUAUGGAAGUCACUGUUUGCUAAAUUACUUAAACAUUCCAAAUCACUAUAAACUAGAGUGACUAGAAAUUAAUUCACAAGUGAAAUUAAUUCUGGUCCAGAUGUCAGGAGAAAAUGAUGUGAUGCAGCAUCCAUCGUGUAGAUUUUUUUUUUGUCGAAAAUGUCGAGUUGAUGUUAUUGUGAAAGAACACGUGCAUUGUAGUUCACACCCUGCUACUGUGUUACUAAAGCUGCUGUGAGAGAUUUUAGCCAUUUUGCUAACUCCAGCGAUGACACAACCUUACUGGACAAUCUCUUUUUGAAACCCCGCCCCAAUACCAAACCUGAACAUGAGCGAAAUGACUGACAGGUUUCUGAUCGGCUAUGUUUUAUAAAUGCUUAAUGACACUUGUUUUGUCGUUUUGUGGAGAACUGUCACAGAGACUUGAGAUUUCUCAGGACCAGUAACAGGGAUAUUUUAGAUCCAAAAAAUAAAUCGCUUACAGCACCUUUAACACAAUGUUUUUGUGGAAUCCUCACACAGAGGUUCUGGAUUGCAGACACUUCAGUAUUAGCGUUAGCAUUUUAGAAUGAGCAAAACUUGGUUCAGGGUGUUUCCAAAACCAAAAGGAGCAAAACUCUUCCUUUUGGAGCCCUCAGGAAAACUAAACACGGAACUCUAUAUAAUGUUUUUGUUUUAAUUUCCGAACAAGUGAUCUUUAUUUUUAGCCGUUAGCUUUAAGGGGUGCGUGGAUUUGUGUAAAUAAGACCUCCAUGGUCUCCAUGGAUGUGGUGAAGUUACAGUGCUUUGGUUUAGCUGUCGGACCUGUCUCAAGUUUCAAACUGUAAACUUGAAUAUUUACUUUUUUUGCACAUUUUGGAGUUGUUUUUAAGGACCAACAUGCAACCUUUAGUUUUCUUUAAAGUUUUAUGUGAGGAUUUAUGUGAGGGGUUUCGAGCUCCGUCACUUUUACAGAAUGAUGUCCCUCUUGUAUUGUGAAUGAUUUCUCUGUGCACAUUUUUCCAACUUAACAAUGGUUUGUCUUCAUUACCUUUCAAAACCAAUCAAAAUGUAAUAAGUUGCUACGCCUCUGAAAUGACUUUUCUUUUGGCUGACAUCGCCGAGCCCUCUUAUUUUUCAACUUCUCCCACUCAACCACUGCCAAAUACUGCAGACAGAUCAAACCAAUUCCCCCGUACAUUUUUUACUCAACCAAUAUUGCACUUUUACACCAAUAUAUCACAGUAGAGUAUGUUGACUUCAAUAUAGAACCAUUGAAGAAUAUUGUGGAUCUUGCGGUUUUAUUCUUCGGGUUUCCAGAUGUUUGUGUGCUCGCAGGUUUCAGAUCAGUCAGAGACUCGCUGACCCUUCCCUCAGGGGAUUUCUCUUCUGGUAAAUCCACGUAAACAAAAACCUCUGCCCUCAAUUCUCUGAAAAACCUUGGAACACAAACAGACAGUGUUGUGGUUGCGUGUGUCCACUUGGCGACUUCACACGCAUUCCAAGAUACAGCUGAGCUCAGACUUGAAUACCAAAGCCGGACACUUUUCCAUGACUGGACUAAUCCAAAUACUCCAUAUUUUCCUAAUGUUUUAUCAGGGUAUAUAUCUGGAGAUGGAUUGCACGCUUUCAGAGAGAAUAAUACAUGUCUAAAUGGAGAAGAAAUGUCAGGCAGAUGAAAGAAGAUGGACUUGUCUGUCAUUUUGUUGAAACAUGUUCUGUAGCUUUAAUAAAUGGGUUCCGGAAGGACGGCAGACCCCACACGGAUGAUUUUGGACGGAGCCAGAACCGGCACAUUACUCGCUGUACAGAGAACAUUAGGAUUUAUGUAAUGUGUAGACUUUUCUACUUUUCUGGUGUUAAACAGGGGAUCUGAAUAAAGAGAUCUCAAAACUU